Messenger RNA from Closterium sp. Naga37s-1, 813 nucleotides. Lineage: Eukaryota; Viridiplantae; Streptophyta; Zygnematophyceae; Desmidiales; Closteriaceae. The record is from the annotation of a GenBank genome assembly.
AUGGCGGUCGGACGACGCAACGGACGGGGAGGGGGGAAGUUGACAGGAAAUGUUAACAACACUGACGACACCACUCCUCUAACAAGCACGGAAAAUUCUCCUGAGAAGAGCCCGCUGGUUUCGGCGCAAGCUUUGCCUCAAGCUCGUCCCAAGAAGUCUGCCGACUUGCUUGUUGGUGCGGCGAAGAUCUCCUUGCAGGAACGGCUGUCUGCUCUGAAGGUCAACGGGCUUAAGGACAACGAAGUGGAAGGGAAUGCGACUCAUAAUCCACAGCCGGGCAUGUCGACGGCUCUUCUGCCUGACCACAUGGCUGAGUCAUCUGCGAGCGAGAAGGCGGGAUGCAGCAAAAACGCGGAUGACGAUGGAUGCUGGGACACUGAUGACGAUGACGACUUUGAUACAGCAGCAGUUGAUCUACUUACCACUCAAUUCAGCUUCCCGAUCACGCUUCUUAUCCCUAUCAAGUGGGAGAGCGAGCUGAACCCAGACGUAGUGGAGGUGUUGCUCAAGUCAGUUCCAGCUAGUGUCUCCCCUGAGCUGAUUCGCAAAAUGUUGACGGCGGUUACUCUGCUCAAGAAAGGGAAAGCCGCUUUUAACAAGGGUGUGGGUUUUAACGGAAUGCAGGAUCCUGCUACUGGGAUGGACACUGAUAAGGUGCGGGGCUUGGUGAUCGAGCACCAAAACGAUGACGAUUCAUGGCGUCACGCGGUUACGGACUUGUCGAACACCGGGAGGAAGCUGAUGGUGCAUUAUCCCGCGCUCACCUGCGACUACUGCAAGGGACAGCACAUGACACAAUAUCAUAAUGCUUAA